Molecule: messenger RNA, 1430 nt
Organism: Mollisia scopiformis
Lineage: Eukaryota; Fungi; Ascomycota; Leotiomycetes; Helotiales; Mollisiaceae
Product: putative uridine nucleosidase
Exons: 3
Coding region: 290-1387 (365 amino acids)
Biological process (GO): purine nucleoside catabolic process
Cellular component (GO): cytosol
Molecular function (GO): purine nucleosidase activity
Source: RefSeq, a predicted model, not a curated record
GGUUCAUCUUAGAGCUAUUGUCAACUUCUUGACUAGAUUUUGGGUCUCUAUUUCAGAUUUCGCCAUUAACAUCCUAAAAUAACAUAAAAGGGGUGAACUUCGCUUAAACUACUAGAAGAUCUUCGCCGAGUCUCUCCCACUUUUCAACAACACCAAAACAUACUCACCAUUCGAAAGGGCUCUCUUUUCAUUACGAAAGUUUCGUUCCAGUCGUAGAAGAGUUGACCUAGGGACUACAGAAUGGGGAGCGAAGACAAAAUUCCAGUCUGGCUGGACUGUGAUCCAGGGCAUGAUGUAUGACGCGUUCGCCAUCCUCAUGUCCGCCUACCACCCCUCACUCAACCUCCUAGGAAUAACCACCGUCCACGGAAACUCAUCCCUCCCACACACAACCCACAAUGCCCUCUCCCUCCUAACAGCUAUCGGUGCGCCCUCCAUCCCCGUCUACCCUGGCUCCGCAAAUGGCCUCACCCGUCCCGCUGUGCACGCCCCAGCAAUCCACGGCGCAUCUGGUCUAGACGGGACCACUCUCCUUCCCACCCCAAUCAAUACCCACGCCACGGAGCCAUUCAUCGAAGCCAUGUCCACGGCUCUCCUCUCCACGCCCAAAGGCACAGCUUGGUUAAUAGCCACAGGGGCACUAACCAACAUCGCCUUGUUAUUCGAGCAACAUCCAGAAGUAGCGGAGCAUAUCAAAGGACUAAGUCUCAUGGGCGGCGCGAUAGGAGGUGGGUUCACCAAUGCACCGAUGGGGAAAGUGGACGAUAGAGAAAGGAUUGGGAAUUGGAGCGCGUGGGCUGAGUUCAAUAUCCUCGUUGACCCUGAAGCCGCACAGGCAUUGUUCUCGAAUCCGGUGUUGAGGACUAAGAUGGUUAUGAUUCCGUUAGAUGUUACGCAUCUCGUGCUUGCUACGGGAGAGGUGCAGAGUUUGUUGUUGCAUGGGAAAGGAGGCGGUGCCGCCAGUGUUUUGGAGGACGGGAAAGUAGGCGAGGGGAAGAGUACAUUGAGGAAGAUGCUGGUUGAGCUUUUGCUUUUCUUUGCUAAGACGUAUAAGGAUGUGUUUGGGAUUGAAGAGGGCCCGCCGUUGCAUGAUCCUCUUGCAGUAGCUGUUAUUUUGGAUGGAAUUGCGGGAGCUGAGAUUCCGUUCUAUGACUUUGAAGAUGGCAAGGACAGGAAGGAGAGGUAUGAUGUCCAUGUUGUCACUGAAGGAAGUCAUGAGGAGGCACAGAAUGGUGCAGAGACAGGGAGGACGAUUGUGAAGCUGCUGCCAGAAGGCGAGGAAGGGGUCAAAAUUCCUAGAAACCUGGAUGUCAAGCGAUUUUGGGGCGUUCUGGAAGACAGUUUAGAGAGGGCAAAUGCGGUCAAUAGAGCCAACGGGGUUUCAUGAAAAAAAUAUAUCGCGAGACCAUUUUCGAGAAUCAUAGCAUCAU